AUGUCGCAGUUGGCGGCCGGCUUGCCCGGUUCCGACGCCACCUUGAAACGCGACACGGCCAGCGGUGACCAGGAGCGCGGCAUCGGCCCAGCUGCCAUGCCUGAGCAGAGCGACGACGUCGCGGCCGAGAGCCCCAUCCCGGGGCUCGAGGUCUCCCUGACCCAGGUCAAGGCGUCCUCCCCGCCGGUCGUCACCGUGACCGUGACGAACAGGAACAGGUUCGCGGUGACGCUGCUGACGUACGACUCGCCGGUCGACAGGGCGGCUCUGAAGCUGGGCAUCGUGCUCGUGACGCCGGAGGGGGCCAGCGCGCCCCUGGAGCUGCCGCGGAUCCAGUUCCGGCGGGUCUGGCCGCCUGGGCCGGGGCAGCUCGUCACGCUCGCGCCGGCGGGUGAGGCGGGCAGCCGGACGAGGAGCGAGAUUGAGUUUGACGACGGGGCUUUGGAUCCGGCGCAGCUGGGGGGGGCCAAGGUGGUGGUGAAGGGGAGGUGGAAGGCGGUUUGGAAGAUGGCCAAGGAGGAUAUUGGGCAGGCGUCGCUGGAUGAUCCGGAUGGGAAUCCGGAUGCGUUCCAGGGCGAUUUCCAGAGCGAUGAGCUGGAGAUUGUUGUUUAG
Messenger RNA from Clonostachys solani, 612 nucleotides. NCBI's taxonomy places the organism in Eukaryota, Fungi, Ascomycota, Sordariomycetes, Hypocreales, Bionectriaceae. The record is from the annotation of a GenBank genome assembly.